CGCAACGCUCCUCUCGCCGGGCUGCGCUCGAUCAACCGAGCAUCCACCGCCGCCUCCAAAUUGGUUUGUCAUUUCUGACCCCUCUCUCUCUCUCUCUUUCUCUCCGUGUGUUGACCACGGUCCUCUGCUCCGCUGCGCCCUGCGUCUGUGGACUUCAGCAGAAGUCAGUAAGAACACAGGCAGUCGACAAAGAUAAAGAGAGAGAAAGGAGAGGGAGGGAGGAAAGGAUACAGACUGACGGAUAGUGGGAGAGCAAUACGCCUCUGUCCUCCUCCAGCACUUCAGUGGACUUAGUGCAUUUGGAAGGACGCGUUACAUCCUCCCGUGUGAGCGCUGAUCGGGAUACUAAGCACGCAGCUAUUGGCUUAUUACACCCUCUGCUUUAUCUCCAUCCCCAAUUUUCACCACGUCUUUUUUUUUUUUGCUGCAGCAAGAAAACCACAGCAGACGCGGAAUCGAGGCGCCAGUCAGUGAAAUCAUAAACCGAUUGGAAAGAUAUAUUUCUUAACAAGAUCUACGCCGAGGGGACUGUAUGAAAGAGCGCAGAAAGGGUUAUUCCCGACUCCUCUGUGCGCUGGAUGUGUAUACAUGCGCCUUCAUCGCUGCGACUGGUGAUACGUCUCGUCUCUAUCUCUGUCUCUAGGACUAAGACGUCCAGCAACCAUUGAGAUGUGAUUCUCUGGGGUUUGAUUUCACUCUGAAAAAGCAAAGCACACUAUAACAGGUCUGUAUGGUGUCAAGAGCACUGAGCUGUGACGGAAACAGCUCACCACAAGAGCGUCUGGGCUCAGCAGGAAGUACCGCCAUAUCUACUUCCAGGUCAACCUCAGACGUCAUGUGGAUCAGAUGCCUGCUCUUCGUCUCAACCUUAUUUGCUCCCAUUGCCAUCGCCCUAGGCCGUGCUCCCAUCCCUAUGGCGGUGGUGCGCAGGGAGCUGUCCUGUGAGUCCUACCCUAUCGAGCUGCGCUGCCCUGGGACAGAUGUCAUCAUGAUUGAGAGCGCCAACUAUGGCCGCACUGAUGACAAGAUCUGCGACUCAGACCCUGCCCAGAUGGAGAACACACGGUGCUACCUGCCCGAUGCAUACAAGAUCAUGUCACUCAGAUGCAACAACCGUACCCAGUGUGCUGUGGUGGCUGGGCCUGAUGUCUUCCCUGACCCCUGCCCGGGUACAUACAAAUACCUGGAAGUCCAGUACGAGUGUGUCCCAUACAAAGUCGAACAAAAAGUUUUUCUCUGUCCCGGCAUUCUGCAUGGAGUCUACCAAAGUGAGCAUCUCUUUGAGUCAGAUCACCAGUCCGGUGCUUGGUGCAAAGACCCACUGCAGGCCUCGGACAAGAUAUACUACAUGCCAUGGACGCCGUACCGCACAGACACACUGACAGAGUACUCGUCUAAGGAGGAUUUCAUAGCAGGGCGUCCUACCACCACGUACAAACUCCCACAUCGUGUGGAUGGGACUGGUUUUGUUGUGUAUGAUGGCGCACUUUUCUUCAACAAAGAGCGCACUCGCAACAUUGUAAAGUUUGACCUGCGCACUCGCAUCAAGAGCGGCGAGGCCAUUAUUGCCAACGCCAACUACCACGAUACCUCGCCGUACCGCUGGGGGGGCAAGUCUGACAUUGAUCUUGCAGUGGAUGAGAAUGGACUGUGGGUAAUCUAUGCAACAGAGCAGAACAAUGGGCGCAUCGUUGUGAGCCAGCUCAACCCCUACACCCUGCGUAUCGAAGGCUCGUGGGACACAAGCUACGACAAACGCUCAGCUUCCAAUGCUUUCAUGAUCUGUGGAGUCCUUUAUGUGGUGAAAACCGUCUAUGAAGAUGACGACAAUGAAGGGACAGGAAACAAAAUUGACUACAUGUACAAUACUGAUAAGAGCAAGGAGAUGACAGUCAACAUACCGUUCCCUAAUUCCUACCAGUACAUCGCUGCAGUGGAUUACAACCCCAGAGACAACCUGCUGUACGUGUGGAAUAACUACCACGUGGUCAAGUACUCCCUGGACUUUGGCAACAAUGACUAUCGCCCACCUCCCAUGAUGCCUCCAAACAGAGGAGGGGGUUCAAUUGGUGGUGGUGGUUCCUCCUCUUCAUCUACCAGCCGCACCACCACCACUCGUUCUCCUCCCUACUACACCACCCCGCGGCCUCUUCUCACCACCUCCCCCGGCCAGCGUUAUCGAACCACCACCACGGUUCGCCAGCCCAUCCUGGUUCCUGCCGGGGGCUCGUCAUCUGACACCAACCAGAUCCCUGAUACCAAUCAGAAAGCUGGAGGACGCUCUCCUCCGGUUCUGGUUCCACCAGCUGCCCCACAGCCUCCCGUUCUGCCUCCUCAAGACUUCUGCAGUCCGAGGGUGACUGCAGACAUAUCAUGGCCCCGGACACAACAAGGCCAGACAGCCAAGCAGCCGUGCCCUGUAGGAACUCUGGGCGUGGCCACAUACGUGUGUGUAGCCCACGUGGGGUACUGGGAUCCCCAAGGCCCCGACCUCAGCAAUUGCACGUCACCCUGGGUCAACCACAUCAUGCAGAAACUCCGUUCCGGAGAGACCGCAGCGAUCGUGGCUCGAGAGCUGGCAGAGCAGACCAAAGGGCUUCUGCGUCCUGGUGAUGUGCCAUCCACAGUGCGUGCUAUGGCCCAGCUAGUUGAACUUCUGGAUGUACAGCUGAGGAACCUCACCCCUGGGGGCAAGGAUAGCGCUGCCCGCAGCCUGACUAAGCUUCAGAAGAGAGAGAGAUCCUGCAGGUUUUUCACACAGGCUAUGGUGGAGACUGUGAAUAAUUUGCUGCAGCCACGAGCCCAGGCAGCUUGGAGAGAGCUGCCCACCAGCGAGCAGCAGCACUCGGCCACUCUGCUCCUCGACACCGUGGAAACAGGCGCUUUUAUGUUAGCUGACAACCUCCUCAAGACUGACACUGUGCAGGAGACCACUGACAACAUCCAGCUGGAAGUGGCCAGGCUGAGCACGGAUGGGAACCUAGCCGACCUGACAUUCCCUCAGUCAGAACUACACGGAAACUCCAUCCAGCUGUCAGCCAGCACUCUCAAACAGCACGGCAGAAACGGUGAGAUCAGGAUGGCCUUUGUCCUGUAUAGGAACUUGGGUUCCUACCUGUCCACAGAGAAUGCAAGCGUCAGACUGAGCAGCGAGGCAGUCUACCCUAAUUACUCUGUGAUCGUCAAUUCCCCGGUCAUCACAGCAUCCAUUAACAAAGAGAGCAAUAAGGUCUACCUGUCUGAACCUGUGGUCUUCACUGUCAAACACCUGCAGCAUUCGGAAGAGAACUUCAAUCCCAACUGUUCUUUCUGGAGCUACUCCAAGCGCACCAUGACGGGAUUCUGGUCGACACAGGACUGUCGUCUCCUGGCUACAAAUCGCACUCACACCAGCUGCUCCUGCACACACCUUACCAGCUUCGCAGUGCUCAUGGCCCACGUGGAGGUCAAGAAAGCAGACAGCAUGCAUGACCUGCUCCUGGAUGUAAUCACAUGGGUGGGGAUCCUGCUGUCGCUGGUCUGCCUCCUUAUCUGCAUUUUCACCUUCUGCUUCUUCCGCGGACUGCAAAGUGACCGCAACACCAUCCACAAGAACCUCUGUAUCAGCCUCUUCAUCGCUGAGUCACUGUUCCUGGUUGGGAUCAACAGGGCCGAUCAGCCGAUUGCCUGUGCGGUAUUUGCGGCCUUGCUCCAUUUCUUCUUCUUGGCAGCGUUCACCUGGAUGUUCCUGGAAGGCGUGCAGCUCUACAUCAUGCUGGUGGAGGUGUUUGAGAGCGAACACUCCAGGACUAAGUACUUCUACCUGGCGGGAUACGGAGUGCCGGCUGUCAUUGUGGCCGUCUCCGCCGCAGUGGACUACAGGAGCUAUGGCACCGACCGAGUGUGCUGGCUGCGAUUGGACACCUACUUUAUCUGGAGCUUUAUAGGCCCGGCUACACUCAUCAUUAUGCUGAAUGUUAUCUUCCUCGGUAUCGCUCUUUAUAAGAUGUUCCAUCACACAGCCAUCCUCAAACCAGACUCUGGAUGUCUGGACAACAUCAAGUCUUGGGUGAUCGGUGCCAUAGCCCUGCUGUGUCUGCUCGGCCUGACCUGGGCGUUUGGGCUGAUGUACAUCAAUGAGAGCACCGUCAUCAUGGCCUACCUCUUCACCAUCUUCAACUCUCUGCAGGGCAUGUUCAUUUUCAUCUUUCACUGCAUCCUGCAGAAGAAGGUGCGUAAAGAGUACGGCAAAUGUCUGCGUACUCACUGCUGCAGUGGCAAGAGUGUAGAGACGUCCAUCUCCUCCUCCAGCAAGACAACCACCUCCCGGACCCCGGGCCGCUACUCCACAGGCUCACAGGUGAGCUUACCUGCCUGCACACCCGGACGCUACAGCACAGCAGAUUCUCAGAGUCGUAUCAGGCGGAUGUGGAACGACACUGUGAGGAAACAGGAGUCUUCCUUCAUCACUGGAGACAUCAACAGCUCCGCCACGCUCAACAGAGGAGCCAUGGCUAAUCAUCUUAUAACUAAUGCUCUCCUUCGUCCCCAUGGUACUAACAAUCCUUAUAACACUCUCCUGGGGGAUUCGGCAGUCUAUAACAACCCAGCCGUGGGCAUGUACAACACUCAAGCACCUUACCGAGACACAAAGGGCAUCCUGAACAACGCAAGAGACUCCAGUGUUAUGGACACUCUCCCUCUUAAUGGUAACCAUGCCAACAACUACAGCAUGGCCAGCAGCGAGUACUUGAGCGACUGCGUCCAGAUCCUGGACCGCAGUGGUGGCUAUGGCACCCACAGCAACCACAAAGAGACGACGCUAGAGAAGAAGAUCCUUAAGGAGCUGACCUCCAAUUACAUCCCAUCCUAUCUCAACAACCACGAGAGAGCCACAACGGAGCGCAAUCACAACCUGAUGAACAAGCUGGUCAACAGCAGCAUGGCCAACGGAGGGAGCAUGGCAGGAGGCAGCAGCAGCAGCAGCAGCAGUGGAGUGAGUGGAUGCGUGGGUAGUGGCAAAGAGGACAACGGCCCCAUGGUGCUGGACAACCCUGCAGCCUUCCCACACGAGGAGAACCUUGGUUUGGAGAUCAUCAGAGAGGAGUCCAACGCCCCUCUCCUGCCCCCACGGCCACCUCCACCAGACAGCCACCCCCCACCUCCACCUCCACCCCACAACUUCGCCCGGCCAAGGCGCAUUCCACAGGAGACUAGUGAGAGCUUCUUCCCCCUUUUGACCAACGAGCACACUGAGGAGCACACGCAUUCGCCCAACCAUAGAGACUCGCUGUACACCAGCAUGCCCGUGCUGACAGACCUCCCAGACGGGCAGAUGAAUGGUUUAACAGAUGGAGAGGAAGACAGCUCAGGAGAGCUGCAGCCAUGUAAGAGCGCCACUGCUCCUGAGCUGGAUGACGUUUACUAUAAGAGCAUGCCAAACCUGGGCUCCAGAAAUCACCUUCAUGAGCUACAGAGCUACUACCACAUGGGCCGAGGCGGCAGUGAUGGAUACAUGGUGUCCGGAAGCAAGGACGAGUCGGAUUCAUCGCCUGAGGAACCGCCAAUAGACCCUUCCCACCUGGUUACUAGUCUAUAGAGGCAAUCAAGAGACUUCUAUCCCUCCCCCGCCCUCCUCUCACACUUCCACCUCUCUAAUGAAAACAUUCUGUACGCUGGUGACUGACAGACUGAGCUGGCCCGACUCUGGAUUGAUGUAUUGUUUUUGACAUUAACUAUGGUUCAUGACAAUAUGGUUGAGAAAUCGCUGGUCACAUGGGAGCAGGAAGUGAAUGUAUUGUCAUUAUUGGUGCAGACUGAAAGGGCAGUUCUGAGAGAAAUGAAACCUUAAGUCUGGAAAUGAGAGGAGAGGAGAGGGAUUCUGUAAUUUUACCCCACCUGUUACUUUAAUUUGGAUUCUUGGAUUGACAGAAGCCCUUCAAAUUCCUCAAUAUGGACCUCUAGCAGAUCAUAGCAUAUAGCCUCCACUACCACCACUACAGGAGCUCUAUCCCUGGUGAAGGAGCUGCCAGUUUGUCCAUCCGUCCGUCUCUCUCUGGUGUUCACUACAUAAACUGACCCUCAAGAGGCCCUACCCCCACUACCUGCCAAUCAAGUGGAGGAUGUAUGAUGUAUAUGCCCUCACAAUGGAUCGUCCAAAAAACUUGUUAUUGGGCAACCGAACUGUAACCAUAUCACACUGAUGUUCUGAAACCUCUUCCUGUUCGUAUCUGCUAAACUGGAGUUGUGUCUGGGCUGGUGUAACAUUCCUGCGAGUUUUAGUAACUGCAGCUACUGUGUAUUUCACUGAAAAACAAAGAAGGAAGAUCAUAUUACAACAGACUGACUUAAAAAACAAUGAGUUCUGUUUCUUCUCCUUUCUUCUGUCAAUGUUUUUGGGUUAUCAAAGGAUUCUGAAGAAAUCACAAACUGUUUCUAUGUAUUGUACAGAAUACAGAUACAGAUACAAAUGUUGCAUAUGACCAAGUCUUUACUUUUUUAAAUUUUGAGUUACAAACCUUUUGUCUGUGGAACUGUUCUGAAAUGUCAUGAUAUGUUCUGGUCACGUGUAGACUUCAGAACGAGCAAAGAACAAUCUUUCAUGUCACUCUUUCUUACAUACAGAGACAGUAAAGCACUCCUUCAUUAAUACGCAUUUACCCUUCACACACCUCAUCCUGGUCCUUUUAUAGCAAUGUCACUGGCACUUACAUUUUGCAAAUCAAUUGUUACUGUAUACUUUACCACUGUGUAGAUUUCAAAAUAAAAGGAAAAUUAGGUGGCAAAGUUUUCAAAGUGACAGUUACAAAGGAAAUGUUUUAGUCUUUGCUGGAAGUGGAUCUCAUCUCAUGUGUUCUUGAUACAACAUUUUCUUCUUUUAUG
This is a messenger RNA of Cheilinus undulatus (humphead wrasse), 6861 nucleotides long. It is a transcript of the gene adgrl3.1, whose product is annotated as adhesion G protein-coupled receptor L3.1. Gene Ontology annotation, biological process: cell surface receptor signaling pathway; brain development; adenylate cyclase-activating G protein-coupled receptor signaling pathway. Gene Ontology annotation, molecular function: G protein-coupled receptor activity; carbohydrate binding. Gene Ontology annotation, cellular component: glutamatergic synapse; membrane; axon. The record is from RefSeq and is a predicted model, not a curated record. NCBI's taxonomy places the organism in Eukaryota, Metazoa, Chordata, Actinopteri, Labriformes, Labridae. The transcript is spliced from 26 exons. The coding region runs from base 731 to 5578 and encodes 1615 amino acids.